Momordica charantia (bitter melon) is the source of this 1888-nucleotide messenger RNA. Its product is annotated as oligopeptide transporter 6-like. The record is from RefSeq and is a predicted model, not a curated record. NCBI's taxonomy places the organism in Eukaryota, Viridiplantae, Streptophyta, Magnoliopsida, Cucurbitales, Cucurbitaceae. Gene Ontology annotation, biological process: transmembrane transport. Gene Ontology annotation, molecular function: oligopeptide transmembrane transporter activity.
GACACAAAACAAAACUCUUCCACCCACUGCCAAUACCAUGACCACUACCGUCUUAGAGAUUCACAGCGCCGACCCGCCGGCUCCAGCUGCCGGCGAUGACGAGUGCUCCAUCAAGCAAGUGGAUAUUACAGUGCCGAAGACCGAUGACCCGAACUUGCCGGUUCUCACCUUUAGAAUGUGGGUCUUGGGGAUUGCCUCCUGUGUCAUACUCUCCUUUGUCAAUCAGUUCUUUUGGUACAGAUCCAACCCCUUGUCGGUUUCUUCCAUUGCCGCCCAGAUUGCUGUGGUUCCCAUUGGCCACUUGAUGGCCAAGACGCUACCGACGAGACCCCUUUUCAAGGGCACACGCUUCGAGUUCACUAUGAAUCCUGGACCCUUUAACAUUAAGGAACAUGUUCUCAUUACUAUUUUUGCCAAUUCUGGUGCUGGCUCUGUUUACGCUACUCAUAUUUUGACUGCUGUUAAGCUCCUCUACAAGAGGCAGCUCACUUUCGUUCCUGCCCUGCUUAUUAUGCUCACCACUCAGAUUCUUGGAUUUGGCUGGGCUGGAAUCUUCAGAAAAUAUCUGGUUGAGCCAGGAGAAAUGUGGUGGCCAUCUAAUUUGGUUCAGGUCUCAUUGUUUAGGGCACUCCACGAGAAGGAGAAGAGACCGAAACGCGGCACCACUAUCACCCAAUUCUUCAUUUUAGCAAUGAUUUGCAGCUUUGCUUACUAUGUUCUUCCUGGCUACCUUUUCUUUAUGCUCACCUCUUUCUCUUGGGUGUGUUGGUUUAAUUCCAAGUCUGUUUUGCUUCAUCAACUGGGCUCUGGCACGCGCGGCCUUGGAAUUGGCGCAUUUGGGGUAGAUUGGACCACAAUUUCAUCUUAUCUUGGAAGUCCCUUGGCUAGUCCUUGGUUUGCCACUGCCAAUAUUGCUGUGGGAUUCUUUCUUGUUAUGUAUGUGAUGACACCCCUUUGCUACUGGUUCGAUGUUUAUGGAGCAAAGAAGUUCCCCAUAUAUUCGAGCAGCCUUUUCAUGUCCAAUGGUCUCAAGUACAACAUCUCGAGUAUUGUGAAUUCAAAUUUCCAUCUUGAUCGAGGUGUUUACCGCACAACUGGGCCUGUAAAUCUCAGUACCUUCUUUGCAAUGACCUACGGACUUGGAUUUGCCACACUUUCUGCUACACUUGUUCAUGUCUUUCUCUUCAAUGGAAGAGAACUGUGGAACCAGAGCAAAAGCGCCUUUGGAGGGAAGAGGAAAAUGGACAUACAUACGAGGCUUAUGAAAGCCUAUAAACAAGUACCUACAUGGUGGUUCCUCAUCAUCCUUGUGUUGAGCAUUGGUCUCUCUAUUUUUGCUUGUCAAUAUUACAAUGCAUCCCUUCAAUUGCCUUGGUGGGGUGUUCUGCUAGCUUGUGCCAUUGCCUUCUUCUUCACUCUUCCCAUUGGCAUCAUUGCCGCUACCACAAACCAGUCACCUGGUUUGAAUAUUAUAACAGAGUACAUUAUUGGCUAUGCGUAUCCUGAGCGCCCGGUCGCCAACAUGUGUUUCAAGGUGUUCGGAUAUAUCAGUAUGACACAAGCUUUAACAUUUGUGUCCGACUUUAAACUUGGUCACUACAUGAAGAUCCCACCCAGAACAAUGUUCAUGACUCAGAUGGUGGGAACAAUCAUAGCCGUGGUGGUAUACAUUUCAACUGCUUGGUGGCUAAUGGGAUCAAUUCAAAACCUUUGUGACACCAACCUACUGCCAUCAAACAGCCCCUGGACUUGCCCGAUGGAUCGCGUGUUCUUCGAUGCUUCAGUCAUUUGGGGGCUUGUUGGGCCUCGCAGAAUCUUCGGGAAUCUUGGAGAAUAUGGAGCUGUGAAUUGGUUUUAUGUUGUGGGAUUAGUUACACUUAAUCUAUAA